AUGUUAUCAAGUAUUUUGAUUGUCCUCUUUUUAUUCGAUUGCUGUCAAACGGACUUGGUAGAAAAUAGAAGAGAAUAUGGCUUACGAUUCAAACAAGCAAUUGUCGAUGCCAUGAAGAGAAUCGAUGAUCUUGCGAUCAAUUGUCCACCUACUAGUUUUUUCUACAAUGGUUCGUGUUAUUUUUAUCUACCACCGAAACAAUUGGACACUCUGAAUGGAAUCGGCUUGGGCGAUGUAUCCGUUGACGAAGCUUCUGCACGGUGUCGUUUCUUCCGUGCAAAACUUUGGGAUAUCGAAACAGUGAAUGAAUUUGAUUAUGUUAUUGGACGGAUCUACAAUCAAAUGCAAUCAUUUGAUAGUCCUCGUAUUGCUGUUAAUUUCACACAGGGAAAACAUGUAUUGAAACUUUACAAGAGAAUGGGCGAGCAGCAGUUUUUAACAGUUGGUAACAUUAAUGAUUAUUCAUUGAUUUAUAAAUCACUACCUGAUGUACCGGCAGCAAAUACAUGUUUGAUUAUUGAUAUUAGCAAAGCAACUCGACGAGUAUCUUUAGAAGAGAAGUUUCGUUUAGAACGUCGAAGUAAUCACUAUGUUUGUAAAAUGAAAAUCAAUAGUUGCUAUAAUAAUACACGCUGUGGACGGCAUGGAACAUGCAAAAAUUUGAUCGUUAAAUACACAUGCAUAUGCAAUUUUAUGUACACAGGAGAGUUCUGCGAUAAAUUGAGCAGUUACAGUGUUCAGUCGAUUAUUGGCUUGAUAUUUAUCUGUUUAGCAAUCUUAAUUCUCUUCUUUCAUUCGAUUUUCGAUGGUUCACAUCGAUUGAAAGAUACAAAACAAGACCUCGCUCAUAGAAAAAAUUUGAUGUCGACUGUCAAUACUCAUCGUUUGUCGCGAGACAAAUUCUACGCAAUUCCGAAUGUUUCGUCCGACCAAUUGAUUCUUGAAGAUGGCAUGAAGAAUCCCGCUUUUGCCAAUGAUCACGACUCGUCGAAUAUUGCCAUUCAUUUACCACAUACCGUUGUUCAUCUUCGUCGCUACUCAUCAGUUUCAUCGACAACAACUUCAUCAUCUACGUCAACAGCGAUCUUCUUUCGUCAUACAUUCUUCUACUACUUUUGGCGUUUUUUGAUCGGUUUUCUGACGGUUUUGUUCGCAACAUUCUGCUGUCAUACUAUCUAUGUGUUUAAAGUUCGACAUUUGCAUGCGUACAAACAACUACACAAUAUUACCGACGAAGAGACAUCACGCGUGUGUCGCCUAUUUCAAUCAAGCUUAAGUUUAUACUACAAAAUUCCGGCGAACUAUAUUUCUAUGGGCUUGUUAGUUCUGCUAAUUCUCAAUCAAUUCUUCUUCGAGAAUUUUAUAUCGAGAAAAAAUUCAACAGCAAAAACGUUUUGGCAACAUUUUUCAAUACCUAUGAUAUUUAAUUCUCAUUCUCAUAUCUAUCGUUUUCAAUCGGCAGCUGUCUUUGGUAUCAUCGCAUUGGAUAUUCUUCACAUCUUCGAUGAAUAUAUUGUCCAUGGUGCAAAACAUUUUCGAAAUGGUCCCUUAAUCGAUCUGAUAAUUCAAUUUGGUAUGGGUUUAAUGUUAGGUUUACGAUAUUUUCCAAUCCUCGCGAUCUUUGAAAAGGAAAAUAUUCAAGAGAAUCGACUGGAAAAUCGCAUUUCAUUCGCACUAGCAAGCGUUUAUCUCUGGUGCGAAAUGAUUCUCAAAGCUACGGCUGACAUCAAUUGUGCUUUCGAUAAAACCAAACUAUCAACCAUCAAGAAUACAUUGGAAAAAUUAAACGAAAUCGGUAUCAACGUGAAACAGUAUUUCAUCGAACAAUUAGGUCCCAAUCGAACCGACGCGUUGAACGAAACAUAUCAAGAUGCGCGUACUUGGUACCAUACUAAAAUUGACAGUCUAACAGCCAAUCUGACUUACGAUGAUACAUACGAAGUGGAAAAUGAGUUAAUGCGUUUAAAUUACUCAUUAGAAUUGAAUAAACAAAGUGUCCUGUACAAUGUCUUGCGCAAUGCACCGUAUUAUUAUUUUAUUAGUUAUUUAGCGGUUUGCUUAACCAUUCUUUUUCUCAAAUCACUCUUUGUUAAGGAUCACAAGAUGUUUUCCUAUAAAUCUCUUGCUCGUUGGAAGUAUGUUAAAUACAAUCUAUUGAAAACAUCGAAAUUCAUCCAUUCGGAUAAUCAACAUGAGUAUUCACGAUUAUUUCGCUGUUUAAAUUCGAUCAUCUUCGUUCUUAAGCGGCAUAUUUACACCAUCCGUCCAUAUUUUCGCUACUCAAAAUUAAUCGUCUGUAUCUAUGUCAGUGCAUUUACACUCGUCUAUUACUUCACAUUCUGGAUCCAAGAUCAUACUUACAUUUUAACGAAGAAGUUACUACUGUUUCUGAAUUUGAUUCUAUGUGGUCUAGCCGAUCUAUCGAAAGAUUUAUGUUACAAUCUAAGUUUAACACGCAUCAACCGAGAUAUAAGGUAUAUUUGUUUAUCAACAGCUGGUAUUACAUUCAUUCAAUUAUUCUUUGGUUUGAAACAUUAUCAAACACAAAUGUGCAACGCAUAUCGAGGAAUAUUCGAAGAUAUACCUCAGGCGAAACAAAUCUCAUCAGUAACCAUUGUCAGUCGCUCCGUCCAUUAUCCAGGCAGAUUUAUGGGCUCAAUGAUUUACAGUUACGGUUUCUUGUUUCUAUUUGUUUCGAUCUUUUAUAUACUUGGCCGUUACAUAUUCUUUUCGUUGAUUGUUAUGGAAUUCGCUUCGAAGAUCUUUUUGCCAAUGCUGAUUUUCUUCUUAUUUCAAUUAUUGUUCGUUCGUCUGCUAUGUAAAUUAUUAUUUGUUCAAAAUCGUCAUUUACUCGCAUUGAGAAAUCUUCGCUUGUACUAUACAUUCUCAUAUUUUAGUUUCUUUUUCGAUUGCUUUCUUGGUUUUAUUAUGUGUUUAUCGCGCAUAUCCAAAGGCUUCCUAUGUACAUUAGUCUUUUUCGCACGAUUAGACUAUUCAGCAUACGGCCGAGGUUUAGAAAUGUAUGAUACAUCCUAUGCGUCAUACGUGAGCUUCUUUCAUAUUGAAAGAAAUCAACGACAUCCUGUUUUGAAUGUUUUCAUCGAUGUUGUUCGACAACGACUGAUUGACAUACGAAAAUUCAAAUUGCGGCUAUCGAAGGAACGAGUAAAUGAAACAUACGACAAGGAAAGAUCGGCACAAUUGGCACGAUUUCGCUGGGCAUUGGCGUAUACAUUGAUUCACAAUGAACAACUGAAACGUUUUCGAAAGCAUCGAUUACGUACGACAAAAACGAUACAAUCGAGAACAUUGGAACGCAUAUUUGAUAAAAUUGGACUGUCGCAGACACUACCACGAAAAUAUUGA
This is a messenger RNA of Adineta ricciae, 3366 nucleotides long. The record is from the annotation of a GenBank genome assembly. Lineage: Eukaryota; Metazoa; Rotifera; Eurotatoria; Adinetida; Adinetidae.